AUGACUAAUCGCCCCGGGAAAGGACUUUUGAAAUACGAUGUCCCCAUUCUCGAAGGUAACUUGAAGAAGCAAGUUCCGCAACAAAAACGUACCCGCAAAGAUGCAAACAACGAAGAUCAAGAGGAUGAGCAAUUAACACGCGAAGUUCUCGAUUCAAUGCUUCCACCAAGAAAAUUCGUUCAGGAUGGUCAAACACUUAUUCAAUUUGUAAGUAUUGCGCCAGCAACAAGAUCAGAUGUUGUUAAAUUACAGAGUCAAUUAGAUUCACUUUUACAACAAAGAAAAGCAAGAAAUACUGGCAUUUGUCCGAUUAGAUCCGAGCUCUAUGCCCAGUGUUUUGAUGAAAUUAUUAGACAGAUUACAAUCGAUUGCUCUGCUCGUGGCAAACUUCUAGUUCGUGUUAGAGAUGAAUUACGUAUGAUUAUUUCCGACUACCAGCAAUUAUACGAAUCUGCUGUUGCUUGGGGUAUGAGAAAGGUUAUUAAAGUCGAACAAACUAAAGAUCAGAUUGAAGAGGAAAAUAAAACUCUUAAAGAAGAUAAUAGAGCAUUAGAAGCUAAUGUUGCUAAACUACAAGCUAAAAUUGUUGAACUUGAAAAAGCAUCUGUUACUACACGCGCAGAAAUCGAGAAGAAUUACGCCGAAGAGAUCGCUUAUCUUAAGAAGACGAUCGCUCAGACCAAAAACCAACUCGAUCAGAUAUUAUCUGCCAAGUAA
Molecule: messenger RNA, 717 nt
Organism: Trichomonas vaginalis G3
Lineage: Eukaryota; Parabasalia; Trichomonadida; Trichomonadidae
Product: dynein heavy chain binding
Exons: 1
Coding region: 1-717 (238 amino acids)
Cellular component (GO): axoneme
Molecular function (GO): dynein heavy chain binding
Source: RefSeq, a predicted model, not a curated record